AUGGAUAAGGUAACUCAAUUUUUUGGGUUUUCAAGAGAAUUUUUACUUUUCUUAAUCCAAAAUUUGAUAAAAUAACAAUUUAAGCUUUCAAUUUUCAGCCAGAAGAAGAGGCUUCACCAAAAAACUACUGUUUGACCGCGGAAAUUGACUUUGUUCUGGUAUACGAGGAGAACAGUGAAAAGACGAAAAAGGCGGAACGUCGAAAAGAUUUUGAAGAAAAUUUGACCAGAAUUGGUCUGAAGUUACAAGAAGGCCCCGUUUUACAGAACAGUAAGUAUUUUAGUUCUUUUAGCUUGUUUAACUUAUUAAAAAUUUAAAAACUUCAAAAUUUUAGUAGUAUUAUUAGAGUAUUAAAAAGUAUUGUCGUGAUAUAUUAAAAGUUAAAAAUGAGUGUUUAGAUUCGACCAAGUACAAUACCGUAUUGAUUCACUGUCCAUUCAAGAUUUUAUGUCGCCAAGCUGAACUUCAUCACAUUCGAAAGCCAACUUUAUUCAAUGAUUUUAAUGUAAGUCAUUUUUUUUGAUUUUUAGUUUUUUAAAUAUUCAGGGUAGGGUAGGGGAAGGUAGGGAAGGAGUGCAUGGUAGGGCAGGGAAGGACAGCGCAGAAGGUAAUGCAGGACAUGGCAGUGUAGGGCAAUGCAUGAAAACGCAGUGUUGGGUCGGGUACAGUAGGGUAGGGCAGGGUACUAUAGAGUAGGUCAGAACGGAAUGUGGUAUGAGAGUCCUUAAAAGCGGGGUAGAUUAUUGAAUGAGAAGAGAAAACUGAUAAGCAUUUUAAAAUGACCAAUUUUAGAAAAAGUACAGGAAAAGAGAAUGCCAAAUCUUUCCAAAUCUUCAAAAACUGCCGGACGAGGUUUUCAACCGAUGGAGAAUGUCAGACUUUUUUUAUGAAGAAUUCAAUCACAAACGCAUUGAAAAGUAAGGCUUUUGUAACAUUAUGUUGUUCAAAUAAUUCUGUGCUUUCUAGCCCCGAAAGUUUACUUUGUGAGGGGGCACACAAUUAUUUGAACAAAUUAAUAUUGAAUAAACCAACAAAAAUUGACAAAAUUGAUGUUUAGGUACAUUGGCUCAUCAGACGAAGCCAAUUUCUUUACAUCAGCUGAACGAAGUCGAAUUACGUAUGAUUUGUUACUACGAACACGGCACGAUGCCAACAAUGAAAAGAACCUUGAGUUUGGCAUUGAAAGACUUAUCUCGGAGAAUGUUUAUCACUGCUGUUUUCCACUUCAUGAGGUAGGGUUUUGACAAAGCUUUUUAGAUAUUUUUGUAUUACAAUGGAAGUUCUGUAUAACGAAUCGCUCGAGGAUUUGAAAGUUGUUCGUUAUACAGGAGUUUUGGUAUAAAGGAGCUUGUUUUGUUUUUUAAAUGAAAUUUCAGAGCUUUCAUUACUCGGAUCAAGAUGAAAUCGUCGAUAUGAAUGAUCGAGAAGUGCUUUACCGAUAUUGGACUAAAAUUACAAACUUUAUCAGUGCUCAGCCAUUGGAUCUCAUAAAGUAAGUUUGGCGUUUUACUAGGUAGAGUAGGGUAAAGUAAGGUGAGUUAGAGUAAGGUAACGUAGGGUAGAGUAGGAUAUGGGAGGGUAGGAUAAGGUAAGAUAGGGUAAUGUAGAAUAGGAAUUGGUAAGGUAGGGUUGAGUAGGGCAGGGUAGGGCCUUGUUUAGCUUUUUUAUUAAAUCAAUAUAGUUUUAAAAAUGACUUUAUAUUAAUAAUGAUUUUAGGAAGUACUUCGGAUCGAAAAUUUCGUUUUAUUUUGCUUGGCUCGGUUUCUACACGCGAUCUUUGAUGUACAUGGCCGCGAUUGGAGUUUUGUUCUGUUUUGCUGGCAUCUUCUUUUCGGUUUUUGAUGUACCAAGGUAAACUUAUUUUUAAAGUAAUGUUAUUUUUACAAAAGGAUGGUGGUGUAUAUGGGAUAGUACGUUAGAGUAACUUAUGUUAGGUGUAGUGUAGGGUACGGUAGAACAGGGCAAGGAAGGGUUGUGCAGAGUAAGACAAGUCAAGGCAAGAGUGGUUAGGGCAGAGUAUUUAGUGCUCAGUAAUGGGAUGUUGUAAGUUGAUGCAUGACAGGAUAGCGAUGAGCGGAUUUUUUAAAAAUUUAUAUUGUUUUAGUGACCAAAUAUGCAACAAAAGUUACGGUGGUAAGAUAUACUUGUGUGCGUUGCAUAAACAUGUCGAAGGAAACAAGCUACAGACUUUUUAUCACAGCUGUCUUUAUGCUAAAGUGAGUUUGUUUGUUUUUAAACUUUUUUGAAAAACUUAAUUUUUUUUAAUUUUGAACUUUGUAAAAAUUUAAAAAUUUUGAUUUUUUUUUAAUUUUAAAAAUAAAAAUUUUUGCUUUCCAGAUCUCCUACGUAUUCGACAACCCAUGCACAAUAAUAAUGGCUGUGAUAACGGCAGUUUGGGCCACUACUUUCCUAGAGAGUUGGGGUCGUUUUGCGUGGCAGUUGAAGUACAGAUGGCAGUUGUUAGGACACGAAGAAGAAGAUGAACUAAUCAGACCUCAAUAUCAAUACAAGUACAUGAAGAAACGUCAAAAUUCAGUAAGGGAAGACUUUGAAGAUACGGAUUACAUGGUGAAGAAGUCACUGUUCUCUCAAAUCGUCGCCAUCUCGGUUUCCUGGCUUACUGCACUCUUUUUUGUAAGUUUGGGCUCAAAGUAGGAUAACUAAGGGGUAGUAUGGUGUUAUAGCUCCAGACCUGUAAAUAGGCCCCAAUUUAAAAAUAUUUGUUUAACUCUACUUUUACCCCUAAUAAACAAACUUUUUUACUUUUAGAUGCUUCUAAUUGUUGGAGCAUUAGUAGGAAUGUUGGUAUACCAAGUCAUUCUGACUAAACUGAUCCGCCCAUUUGAUCCUACAGUAGGCACAGUAAUCGUCUCAAUAUCAGGAGCAUCGAUCAACUUUAUCUUCAUCUUAAUCAUGGGCGUGGUGUACCAAAAGAUUGCUUAUCGACUAACUGAAUGGGAAUGCCCGAUGACUCAAAACCAGUUUGACAAUCAGUAUGCGGUCAAGGUGUUCUGUUUUCAAUUUGUCAACUACUAUUCAAGCAUCUUCUACAUUGCUUUCUUUCGUGGCAAGUUUAAUGGAGCACCACCGGUGAAUGAUGAACAUGACCUGAGUGGAGAUUACUGGCCAGGAAUAAGAUUGUUUGGUCAUAGAACGUCGGAAUGUAGUCCGGCUGGAUGUAUGGUGGAGUUGAUUAUACAACUGUUCGUUACCAUGUGUGGCAAACAGUUUUUGGGAUUGGUUGUGGAGGUGUUGUCACCGUAAGAUUACUGUUAUAAUGCGUUGUAGGGAGGGGUAUUAAGACGAAAGUGGGGAUGAGCUUUUUUGAAAUUGUGUUAAAAUUUUAGUUUUUAAGGUAGUGUGGCGAUAAGAUGGGGUAAGCUGAAGUAAGGCUAGGCAAGGUAAGGUACGGUAAGGUAAGGUAAGGAAGGUAAGGUAAGGUAAGGUAAGGUAAGGUAAGGUAAGGUAAGGUAAGGUAAGGUAAGGUAAGGUAUGGUAAGGUAAGGUAAGGUAAAGUAAGUUAAGGUAGAAUAUGGUAGGGAAGAGUAGUAUGGAAGGUAAAUUUCUUAUUUUCAGGACAGUAACCCACUGGUGGCGAGAAAGGCACGUGAAACAAAAAGGUGACAAAAUGGCCCCAAGAGACGAUGUUCAAUUGAUCAAAGAGAAUUUUGCAAUGAACGCCUUUUAUUCACAACAUUUGUUUCAGGAAUACGUGGAAAUGGGUAAAGAUAUUGGGUCAAGUAUCGAAUAAUAUGGGGGGGGGGGUGGAUUCACUCCCCAGAGCCAAUCCGGAAAAAAUUCCACAGGUAGGGGUAGGUCUGUACACGAAAAAUCGAAAAAAAAAUUUUUUUUGAAAAAUCGUGUGCAAAAAAAAUUUUUGGGUCUCCCCAGAAAAAAAUAAAUUUUAAGGUGGAGUAACGAAGGGGGGUAUAGAGUAGACUAUGGUAGGUUAGGGCGUGGUAGGACGUGGCAAGGUAGGGUAAAGUAGUGUAUGAGAGAGUAGAGCAGAGUAUAAAUUAGAAUAGUGUAGGCUAUGGUCAUGGUAGGACGGGGAUUGGUGAAGGUAAGAGCUAGGAUCAUGACUAGGCUAAGAUUGAUAAAAACUAAAGCGGGAAUGUUUAAAACAAUGAUUUUAGUGAUUCAAUUUGGAUUCUGUGCUAUGUUCACUGCAGCCUUCCCCCUGACUCCACUAUUUGCACUACUCAAUAAUUUGUUGGAAGUUCGAGGCGAUUCCUAUAAAUUGGUCAGGAUGUACCGACGGCCAGUCGCUUUAAUUUCAAAUGGCAUUGGCAUUUGGGCACAAAUUUUGAAUUUGUUGAGCAAUCUGUCUGUUUUCAUCAAUGUAAGUGGGAGGGGUAAAAAACGGAAAAAAUUUUGGGAGUGGGUUUUUAAAAUUUUUUGGGACGUGGUACUAAAAAAUGUUUUUGGGAUGGAUUUUUAAAUUGUUUUUGGGCGUGGUUUUAAUUUUUUUUAAUUUGAAAAGCAAGGGUGAAAAAAAUAAAAAAAAUAUGGGGGUGGAUCAAAAAUUAUUUUUUUUGGAAAAAAGUUAAAAUUUUUAAAAUUGUUUAUUUCCAAAAUUUCAGGCUAUGGUAAUAGCAUUUUCGUCCGAUUUGAUACCCAGACUGUUCCACAUGAUCGAGAAUGACUUUUCUCUUGAGACUUAUUGGAAUGUGACGUUGGAUUUGAUGACAAUGGAUGAAAACAAGUUUGCAGGUGAUCGACCAGUCAAUGCCACAAACUGUUAUUUUAGAAAUGAUUGGAAGAAGCUGGACAAACGAUGGUACAUGAUCAUGACAUUGAGAUUGGCAUUUGUACUGAUUUUGGAGGUAAAAUGACGUUUUUGAAUUUUUUCAGUUUUAAAGCGUUAUGAAAAAAUGGCAAGGGCUUUCUUUAUAAAAAACGAAAAUGAGCAAGAACUUUCUUUACAGAACAAAAAAUGACAAGAACUUUCUUUAUCAAACGAAAAAUGCAAGAACUUUCUUUACAAAACAAAAAAUGGCAAGAACUUUCUUUACAAAACAAGAAAUGGCAUGAACUUUGUUUACAAAACAAAAUAUAAAUUUUUUUACAUUUUAAAGAAAUAAAAAAAAUUCAUUUUUACCUAAAAUUUCUCUAUUUUCAGCACCUAGUACUAGGAAUAAAACGUCUUCUGGCCUGGAUGAUACCCGAUGUUCCGAAGAAGAUAGCAGCGAUGAUGAAGUACCACAAAUACCUGAAGAAGAAGGAAUUGAUGAAAAGCGAGGGCGUUUCGAAUGUCAUGCACUUGGCUUAUCAACCAGGCAAACAAAGCGCCGAUCAAACGUCAAGUUGA
Molecule: messenger RNA, 5311 nt
Organism: Bursaphelenchus okinawaensis
Lineage: Eukaryota; Metazoa; Nematoda; Chromadorea; Rhabditida; Aphelenchoididae
Source: the annotation of a GenBank genome assembly